Messenger RNA from Bombus huntii, 3043 nucleotides. RefSeq names its product DNA polymerase iota (gene PolI). Gene Ontology annotation, molecular function: damaged DNA binding; DNA-directed DNA polymerase activity. The record is from RefSeq and is a predicted model, not a curated record. The transcript is spliced from 3 exons. Bases 703 to 2430 code for a protein of 575 amino acids. Gene Ontology annotation, biological process: translesion synthesis. Lineage: Eukaryota; Metazoa; Arthropoda; Insecta; Hymenoptera; Apidae.
UCUUUAAUAAUUCAAAACAUGGCUACCAUGUGAAAAAUAAAUUAGUCGCAUUACAGUUUGUAAACAAAUUUCUAUUUAGUUUUUACGGUAGUUUUGUUUCGUGCUAGCAGUCGAAACUUAUCAGCAGUAAAAAGAAUAUAUUUCUUCAAUGAAAUUUAUAAGAAAUUGAUGUGGCUUUCAGAAGUGAGUCAUUCGUGUUUUUUAACAGCUCCAACUACAAAUUAAUGUCCGUUCAAUGUGAUCUAACGGAUUUCUGGAAAAUAAAAAUAUAUCUAUACGUUAAUAUUCUAUGUGGUUGUGAGAUAUAGCUUCCAAAUGAACACUAAAUAAUGGUAACCUUACUUUAUGAUCUAAGGAAAGUUCUGAGAAAUAAUAAUAAACUAUUUUAAUAGCCGUGCUAUGGAGUAGUUUAUUUAAGAACGAAAAUGAUAACUUGUUAUACAAUUAUAAGUCUCCAUAUAUAUACGUCUACAAUUAAACAUAUCGACAAGCAAACACUUCUAUAUUCAAAAAUUAUUGUAAAAAUUUAUGCUAAAGUGUGUUAAUAACGUGUGUGUAAAUAAUAAAGAAAAUUACUCUUUGUUAGUGUCAUGAAUAAAAUGAAAAUCUGCACUUAAGAAUAUAUUUUUCAGCAAAUUUGUUUUUGAAAAAGAUUAUACUAUGUUGAAAUAUUGAAUAAGUCACUUAUGUGAUAAAGAUUAUAUGUAUAAUAUUGUUUGUAAAUUGACCUCAAUGGAUUCUAUUGAAUUUGAUGCAAUUAUCAGACAUCCGAGAACCAUAAUUCAUAUAGAUGUUGAUUGUUUCUAUGCUCAAAUAGAGAUGCUUAGGCAUCCAGAGCUACAAGGCAAACCAUUGGGGGUGCAACAAAAAAGUAUAGUAGUGACAAGCAAUUAUUUAGCACGAGAACAUGGAAUAAAAAAAUGUAUGUCAGUACAGGAAGCUUUACAAUUAUGUCCAGGACUGGUGUUGGUAAAUGGUGAAGAUUUAACAAACUAUCGUCACUAUUCUGCUAAAGUACUGGAGAUAUUGCAUCAGUUUACUCCAUUAGUUGAAAGAUUGGGUCUUGAUGACAAUUUUAUGGACGUAACUUCUAUUGUACAAAAAUAUAUGAAUUCUGGAAAUAAUUCAGAGUUAAAUUUAAGUAUUAACAUGGAAGAUGAAAAUCCAGUUGGUAAAGUAUUUGGUACCUCCGAAGAAGAAUGUCCUUGUGGCUGUCAUGCUCGAUUAAUUAUAGCUUCCAAAAUUGCAGCAGAAAUAAGAAAACGAAUUUAUAAAGACUUGCAUAUUACAUGCAGUGCUGGAAUAGCACAUAAUAAGCUUUUAGCAAAACUGGUGGGAUCAUUACAUAAACCAAAUCAUCAAACACUAGUAUUCCCAUGCAGUGCACCUAUGUUCUUGUCUACUAUAGGAUCUGUAUCUAAAAUACCAGGUGUUGGGCAAAAAACUGCACAAUUGUUAAUUUCCAACAACAUAAAAACAGUGGAUGAUCUAAGAAAAACACCUUUGGAAACCUUAGAGAUGAAAAUUGGUAUUGAUUUAGCACGAAAAUUAAAAGAUAAUGCCGAAGGUAUCGACGAGACCGUCGUUAAACCAACAGGAAAGAGACAGAGUAUAGGUUUAGAAGAUGGUUUCAAGAGUGUUUCUUUGGUAGCUGAAGUAGAAUCAAGACUAGGAGCACUUCUGAGAAGAUUAACAGAAUUAGCUAUGGAGGAUGGUAGAAUUCCCAUUGCUAUGAGAUUAACUGUUAGGAAACAUGAUUUUAAUAAACCAACUUCUGGUAAAAGAGAAACUCGACAAUGCGCUUUACCGAAACACCUAUUGCCUUCUACAAAAUCUGGUGUUUAUGAUCAUGCUAAAAUGUUGGCACUAGCAAUGAAACUAUUUCACCGUACUGUCGAUGUUUCUAAACCAUUCCAUUUAACUCUUUUAGGAGUUGCUUUCACGAAAUUCGAAGAGAGAUCUUCUGGAAAGAAUAGUAUUACAUCUUUCUUGCGAAAACAGGUCGCUGUUCAGUCUGUUCUGGAUAUAAGCUCGGAAGAAGGCGUUUCCGACAUUAAUCUCGGAUCACCAAUGAGCGUAAAUCAAGAUAGUAACGACGGUUCUACGAUGAGUACCACCUCCUCGCCAGUUUCGAAAUCAAUAGGUGCUAACAACCAGAGUGCGGACGAUGAUGUAUUGAACGAAAUAGAACCUUUACCAAAAAAGACUAGAUUGGAGGUAUGGUUGAGUGGACGUAGAGAAUCUCCGAGCAACGAAAUGGCUGAUCUUCGACUCAGUCCUUCAUCACCAAUGCAAUUAUCUCCGAAAAUUGAUGCGGCAGUUCUUAAAUCUUUACCCAUCGAUAUACAAAGAGAAGUGACCCGUUCCUGGCCGACGACUAGUAAACCAAAACCCAAUAAUAUACUUAAAUACUUCAUAGCCAAUAAGUGACGGAGUUCUAUGGCCUAGAAAUAUAAUAUAGCCAUCGUUAUGUACACACUUACACACCUACAAUAUUGGAUGGCAGCACCAUGUGAUACUAUGAAUUUAAGUUACUAAAUAUUUUAAAUCAAUUUAUGAUUUUGGGUAUUAACUUUCUGUAUACACAUAUUUUCUAGAACAUUUACAUUAAAUGAAUGUUGAUAUAAAGUAACUUUAUCGUAUAAUUUUGAUCAUUUCAUUAAACAUCACAAAAAAAGACCAAUGUGAAUUUGCAUAAAACAGCUGUAUAAAACAUAUUUUUAUUCAUUUCUUUUUGACGAAAUCAAGCACAAUUGGUACUUAAAUUACCUAGAAUAGUCGGACUUUUUUGAGUUGCAUUGCAUUUAAGGUGUAUUCACAAAAAUGAAAGAAAAUGAAAAUGUAAAUCGACUAUCAAUGAAAAGUAUUUCUAUUUAAGUAGAAUUCUUUAUUAUAAAUCAAAGAUAAAGUAUUGUAAAAUAAGUUUUAUUUUCAUCUUUCACACAUUCAAUAUGUAUGUUUUAUAUGAUUCUUAAUACUAUCGCGUAUUUCUUAAUGUUUAAUAUUGUUCGGAUGAAUAAAAAUUAAGAUUAAGUAAGUUAAA